AUGCGCACCCUGAUGUCCAUCUCGCUGCUCUUCAGCAUUAGCCAUGCCCUGAACAGCGCCUACCUCCCGGCCAACAGUGACUACGCCCCGAAGCGCCCUUUGGCCACGGAAUACUUCACCUACGCAGCUCCACCGGAUGAGGAUCAGGCAGCGCCCUGGCAGGCAGCCCGCCAGUUGGCCAAGGCCCUGGUGCCGCCCCAGCAGGUCGUCUUCAUCCGCACCCCAGAGACCAAUGUCUUCACGCUGACGGCCAAGCAGCUGGCUUCCCAAAAUCCACUGGAUAUUUAUGUACUGCAGCGACAAGCGGACACCGCAGCCCUGGCUCAACAGCAAGCCGCCAUCCAACAGCAGACGGAGCACAAGCCCUCGGUGCACUUUGUCAAGUACCGAACUCCCGCAGAUGUCACCCGGGCUCUGGCCAGCCUGAGGAGCGGCUACGAUCAGCUGCCCGGCAACAGUAUUAGCCACGCCAUCGAGACAGCCGACGUCUUCGAGGUGAAGCCCCAGCUGCCGCCUUUGAGUCAGCCUGUGAUAACCCAGACUCCUGUCAUUUUCAAGAUCCUGCCGAAAGGUGGCUCUGACUAUGAAGUGCACGAGGAGGCCACAGAACUGGAGAUGGCCCGGCUGCAGGCACUGUUCCGGGAAUACCUGCCGCCAGGAAAGCACCGCUAG
Drosophila persimilis is the source of this 672-nucleotide messenger RNA. RefSeq lists its product as uncharacterized. NCBI's taxonomy places the organism in Eukaryota, Metazoa, Arthropoda, Insecta, Diptera, Drosophilidae. The record is from RefSeq and is a predicted model, not a curated record. Bases 1 to 672 code for a protein of 223 amino acids. The transcript is spliced from 3 exons.